AUGAAUGCUGAAACUCAAACGCCAGAGUCAGGGGUAAAAACUACCCAAAAUACUGAAACCCAAACAACUGAAUUUGAAUAUAUAUUUAAGCAAGCUGUUCUGCAACCUUUUACUGAGGAAUAUUUUGCUGAUCAUGAUGACAGAGUGAGGUUUUACACUGGUUUGCCGGGCUUUGAUGUGCUCAAAGCAACUUUUUCUUUCAUCAGUCCAUUCGUCACUGGAAGGAGUAAAAGUUUGUCUUUGUUUCAAGAAUUUAUUAAGACCUUGCGUAUAGGUUUGGUUUGCGUAUAGGUUUGGCGUUUCUCUUAGUAGUUUCAAGAACCUUCUCCACCUGGUUAACUGUGAUGGAUAUCAAGCUUUCCCCUAUCAUCAGAUGGCCUGAACGAGAGGAGCUCUGGCACACGAUGCCUCUUUGUUUUCAGUUCUCAUUUGGAAAAAAAACCACCAUUAUUAUUGACUGUUUUGAGAUCUUCAUAGAGCGACCUUCAAAUCUUCUAGGGAGAGCACAAACAUUUUCUAACUAUAAACACCACAAUACUGUCAAGGUGCUCAUCGCAAUUACACCCCAAGGGUCUAUUUUUCUGAUAAGUGUGGUUUAUUGAACCACUUGAAGCCAGGGGACCCUGUUAUGGCAGACCGAGGGUUCACCAUUCAGGAAAGUGUUGCACUCUACCAGGCACAGUUAGCUAUCCCUGCCUUCACUAGAGGAAAGAAUCAACUUGAUCCACUUGAUGGGAAACGAACACGAGGAAUUGCGAAUGUGCGAAUACAUGUCGAGCGUGUCAUUGGACUCCUGAGGCAAAAGUAUUCUAUCCUGCAGGGAAUACUACCAAUGGAUUAUUUGACAUGUUCAGAGAAAAGUGGAAAAAUUCCACUUAUUGACAGGAUGAUCAGGGUUUGUGCAGCCCUUACAAAUCUUUCCGCAUCUGUUGUUCCCUUUGAGUAA
Molecule: messenger RNA, 946 nt
Organism: Porites lobata
Lineage: Eukaryota; Metazoa; Cnidaria; Anthozoa; Scleractinia; Poritidae
Source: the annotation of a GenBank genome assembly